AUGGCCUCAGAAUUUGCUCGGGACAUUCUUGCUAGCCCCGGUGAACGAAGAGUAAAUGAUAUAGUACACGUUCUCACCGGCGUUGGCUCAUCUACUUCAUUGGCCACAGCAAAGGCCUUUCUCGACAAAGUUAAUGCUCCAUCCACGUGCCUUGCAUAUGGAACCUACAAUGAUCUGGCAAAGAACCCGGACAUAGAUAUUGUGUACAUUGCAACCCCGCAUUCGCAUCACUUUCAAAACGCAAUGUUGGCUCUGCACUCGGGAAAACAUGUGCUCUGCGAAAAACCAUUGACCGUCAAUGCGGAUCAAGCAAAAUGUUUAUUUGCCUUAGCUGAGAAAAAAAACCGGUUUAUUAUGGAAGGCAUGUGGACACGUUUCCAGCCUAUCGGUACAGAAAUACGCCGACUUCUUGAUGUCCAGGCAGUCGGAAAGAUCACUCGGAUUGUUGCCGACAAUAGUAUAGGAAUGAAUCCUUUGAGAGAUUUUGAUCCUCAAGAUCGUAUGGUGAAUAAGAAUUUGGCUGGUGGAGCUUUACUAGACUUGGGGGUAUAUUCUAUCCAGUGGGUCACACAACAUUUACCCAAAGAGUUACGUCGGCCAGAAGAGGUUCAUUCGGUUGUAUCAAAGCACGCUUCGACGGGGGUGGAUGAGUCUACAGCCAUUAUUCUGAAAUUCCCCGCUUCUGGCUGUGGAGAAUCUGGCGUGAUUGGCAUUGUAAGUGCAAGUUUACGCACAACAGACAGCUACGAUGGCCAGUCUCCGGUGAUCAGAAUUCAAGGCGACAAAGGGGAAAUACAAAUUUUUGGGCCAUCAUGGCGCCCGUCUCAUUUGCAUGUUAUCGAGCGAGAACAGGGAUUUGAGAUGAUAGGAAACCGAGUCCAUGAAUUUAAAAAUCAUAUUCCCAAAGAAAGGUAUGGAUUGGGAUACCAAGCCGACGAAGUGGGUAUUUGUAUACGUGACGGUAAACUACAGUGCCCUCUGAUGUCUUCGGAUGACACCAUCCUUUCUAUGGAGAUCAUGGACAGAGUUCGCCAAAGUCACGGACUUGAAUUUCCGGAAGAGAUUGAGUCUACAACGUAUCCCUUAGCGUUGUCCAUAGCUACACGCUCUCCGUGA
Molecule: messenger RNA, 1116 nt
Organism: Penicillium macrosclerotiorum
Lineage: Eukaryota; Fungi; Ascomycota; Eurotiomycetes; Eurotiales; Aspergillaceae
Product: Gfo/Idh/MocA family protein
Exons: 2
Coding region: 1-1116 (371 amino acids)
Molecular function (GO): nucleotide binding
Source: RefSeq, a predicted model, not a curated record